This is a messenger RNA of Pristis pectinata (smalltooth sawfish), 1960 nucleotides long. It is a transcript of the gene nmnat1, whose product is annotated as nicotinamide nucleotide adenylyltransferase 1. Gene Ontology annotation, molecular function: lipid binding; nicotinamide-nucleotide adenylyltransferase activity; nicotinate-nucleotide adenylyltransferase activity. The transcript is spliced from 10 exons. Bases 14 to 1624 code for a protein of 536 amino acids. Lineage: Eukaryota; Metazoa; Chordata; Chondrichthyes; Rhinopristiformes; Pristidae. The record is from RefSeq and is a predicted model, not a curated record. Gene Ontology annotation, biological process: NAD+ biosynthetic process.
GAGGUGACUAAGUAUGUCGCUGAGGGUAGUGCGGUUGAUGCCGUCUACAUGGACUUCUGUAAGGCCUUUGACAAGGUCCUACAUGGGAGACUGGUCAAAAAGUGCCGUCACAAUGGAGAACUCGAGCAGCUGUACAGAGGUGGUGUUGCUGGCUUGUGGCUCAUUUAACCCCAUCACAAACAUGCACCUGAGGAUGUUUGAAUUAGCCCGCGAUUACCUGCACGAAACAGGGAAAUACACAGUGAUAAAGGGCAUUAUAUCUCCAGUGGGUGAUGCGUACAAAAAGAAGGGCCUUGUAGAGGCAUGUCAUCGUGUGACUAUGAUAGAAAAGGCUGUAGAGUGUUCUGACUGGGUGACAGUAGAUCCCUGGGAAAGCAAGCAGGGGGAAUGGAUGGAGACUGUUAAAGUGCUUAGGCAUCAUUAUGAGAAUCUGCGGAAACUUUACGGCAAUGACAAAAGGAACUCGACGCAACACAGGAGGGCAAAGAAAAGGAAGGCAGAAGACGUCUGUCCGCUCAUAGCAAAAUGUGAUUUUAAACAAGAUCUGCCUGAGUUGAUGCUGCUGUGUGGCGGGGAUGUUUUAGAGUCAUUUGGAGUUCCAAAUCUGUGGAAAAAGGAAGACAUUGAAGAGAUCUUGGGCAGGUUUGGGCUGGUCUGCAUUAGCCGACUUGCAUGCAAUCCUCAAAAAUGUAUUUACGAGUCUGACAUCAUCUGGAAGUUUAGGAAACGAGUUCAUCUUGUGAACGAAUGGAUAGACAAUGACAUCUCGGCCACAAAGGUCCGACGAGCUUUGCGAAGGGGACAGAGCGUUAAGUAUGUGAUUCCUGAUCCAGUUAUUGCAUAUAUUCAACAACACCGGCUGUACGAUCAGCAGAGUGAAGACAAGAAUUCUGAUGUUGUUCUAGCACCCUUUCAGCGUUAUAGAGAAGAAUCAAGUAGGAGCUCUAUGCACCAUUUAGUCAUUCAGCAAAGGCUAUGGGAUGAGACAAUAUCUCCAGAGCUAGUUGUGCCUCGAGCCAAGUUAUUUCAGUACAGUUACAAUAGUAGAAUCCACCCUACAGUGUGGAAAGUUGCCCAGUUCUCAAGGUCAGUCUGUAACCAUUUCCAUAUUCUAGGCUUACUGGGUGCCUGGUGUUUGACAAGUUUUUACAUUCAGAGCUCCCUGGGCCACCUUCGUUCCUUUUUUUCAGCUCGCCACUCAACUUACACAAUGCCGACAGAUUUCAAUGGUACCUGGAAGAUGAUCAGCACUGAAAAUCUUGACCCUUACUUGCAGGCAUUGGAUACUGAUUUUGCUGUUCGUAAGAUUGCGACUCUGCUGAAACCUGAGAAGAUUAUUGAACAGAAAGGGGAUUCUUUCAUUAUCAAAACAAAUAGCACCUUCAGAAACUAUGAAAUCCAGUUUACAGUGGGUGAAGAAUUUGAUGAAGAAGUAAAAUGUUUAGAUAAUCGCAAAUGCAAGUCUCUUGUUAUUUGGGACAAGAACAAACUGGUAUGCACUCAAAAGGGAGAAAAAAAGAACCGAGGGUGGACUCACUGGAUAGAAGGUGAUGACCUGCACCUGGAACUCUACUGUGAAAAUCAAGUGUGCAAGCAGGUUUUUAAGAAAAUAUCCACAACAUAAGUGGGUGAAGAUGCCAAAUGUGAAACCUAUUAAUCAGUGUGAUUUUCACUUAAUUUUAAGUCAGCAUUUCUUUGAUGAGUGAUCAAAAGAUGAUAAGUUUCCCAUUGUCCUCAGGUUUUAGUCUGACAGUGUUUCUUACCACACUGAGAUAAAGAAACACAUUUCAGGUGGCAAUCCUUCCGUGUUAUUGAGGAAUUAAGGUACUGGGAUAUUCAGUGUUGUUCUGCUCCAGGAUAUGUUUAUGGUGAGAUAAACUCUGGGGGCAAUAGUUCACAAUUGGCAUUUAGUGUCACAUGUAUGUGGGACUCUGGUAAUCAUAAAAGAUUAGCAAAGCAA